Molecule: messenger RNA, 1328 nt
Organism: Daldinia decipiens
Lineage: Eukaryota; Fungi; Ascomycota; Sordariomycetes; Xylariales; Hypoxylaceae
Exons: 2
Coding region: 268-939 (223 amino acids)
Source: RefSeq, a predicted model, not a curated record
GAGCUACGUGGAAAGCAGCUAGCAAUUGUACGUGGUUGUUGUUCGGUCUUAAUGAAGCGCUUCGACAAAUCGUGGAUUGGUCUUGUUCUCGUUGAUUCGACUAGUUCGGAGAUAAUCGGGAACCCAGAUUCUCAGUUUCGGCUCCGUCGAGAGCCUCUGCAUAACAGUGGUUUCGAAGACUUCCACGCACCUCAGUCAUUCUCUACUUUCCAACAAGCCGGCACGUAGCUAAAAAAUCGUAGCAGAGAUUCUUUGUCCAAAACUAUCAUGGAAUGCUUCUUAGAGAAUAUAUCAUCUUUCCAACUAGCCUGUCCUACCCUCCUUAGCCUGGCAUAUUGUCCUUUAAGGAUGACUAUAGGCGAGUGGAUGCUAUAUAGCCAGGUUCUCGGUCGAUUCAUGAAACGCUACGAAUACUCAUUUAGGAACAAUGAAUUACAGCUUGACCAGGACGAAAUGAUGGACUUGCACAAAUGGCGACAUCGAAUAAUGCAGUCACGGUUCAAGCUCGAAUUGACGAGAAACUUUGUUUCGUAUCACUCCGGCGUGGAAACCAAAAGAGAAGCCUGGACUUUCGUCUUGACGGACCUAGACCACCUGUCGAGAAAGAUCGAGCAAUACGGUCUUUGUCUCGAACAGAUGAUCCCAGUGGCAGCAUCCAUGACCCAGCUCCUAGAUUCCCGCCGCUCGCUUAUGGAAUCAGUCGGCGUGAAGCGUCUGACCUAUGUAGCUCUCGUUUUCGUCCCGUUAUCUUCGGUAGCCGCCAUUUUCAGUAUGCCUGGCGACUUCGCUCCCGGUCAAUCGCAAUUUUGGGUGUACUUUGCAGUCGCCGUACCGCUCUGUAUCUGUAUUUUCGCCUGCAUAUUGGUAAUAGAGAGUUUACGAAGCUGGGAGGCUUUACUGGACAGGAAGAAGGAAUGGAAUCGCCUGAAAUUUUCAUGAGUUUUAUAAAGGUUAUUAUGUCGUCUUAGUUAUAGGCAACCAUCCCCAACUAAAUUCUGUUACAGGCUGAUAUCUGUAUGUGGGUUUUUGUAUUUGGACCUAUUGAUUCUUGUCAUCGCUUGUUAGAUAUAAGCGAGACAAAAUGGAAUAUCAAAUAUGAAAAGAGCAUAAGGGAAAGGUUUAAGAGGUUCUAAGCUGUCACGAACAAGAUCUGAGCCUUCCCUGAAGUCCAUAUCACGCAGGAAGCAAAUUAUUGUUUUUUGUCAGCGUUUCAGUCAUUACUCUUACGAUAAGGGGUUUCCUAAAACCACUCUUUUUUUUCUUUCGAUACUUUAGUUAAUAAUUAAAGUAUUAUUUGUAUGGUCAAACUGCACAAAUAUGUUUCAAAC